This is a messenger RNA of Pimephales promelas (fathead minnow), 1651 nucleotides long. RefSeq names its product ankyrin repeat domain 63 (gene ankrd63). Gene Ontology annotation, biological process: regulation of cyclin-dependent protein serine/threonine kinase activity; regulation of G1/S transition of mitotic cell cycle; negative regulation of cell population proliferation. Gene Ontology annotation, molecular function: protein kinase binding; cyclin-dependent protein serine/threonine kinase inhibitor activity. Gene Ontology annotation, cellular component: cytoplasm; nucleus. Lineage: Eukaryota; Metazoa; Chordata; Actinopteri; Cypriniformes; Leuciscidae. The record is from RefSeq and is a predicted model, not a curated record.
CAGACGGGACUCAGAAACUCUGAGCUGCACGCACACACACACACACACACACACACACACCAUGCUGAGGCCUAAGGAUCUGUGUCAGGGAUCCGGCAUCAAAACCUUCCUGGAAGCCAUGCAGAGCGGGAAAGUCCACCUGGCCCGCUUCGUCCUGGACGCUCUGGACGGGAGGAUCAUCGACGGGAAAGCCGAAAACGGGCGAACGCUUCUGAUGUCCGCCGUGAGCCUUCAAGACCACGGCUGCCGAGCGAAGUUCGCCAAACUUCUUCUGGAAAAAGGUGCGGAUGUGAACGCGCGCGACGAUCGCGGGCGGACGGCUUUGAGCCUCGCGUGCGAACACGGCUUCCUGGAUUCGGUGAAGCUCCUGGUUCAGUUCAACGCCGACCCGGAGCUCACGGACACCUGGGGGAACAGUGCGCUGAUGUACGCCGCGUGCGGAGGACACAACCACGUUCUGGAGUUCCUGGUGCGGGCCUUCAAGAAGCUCGGGUUGCGACUGGACCUCACCAACCACGCCGGACACUCGGCCGUGCAAGUCGCCGAUUUCUUCGGGCACAACCAGUGCGUUCAAGCGCUCAGUGUAUGCGGGAAGAAGACGGUGAGUCCCACCAACAGCACUGGAGAACCCGCGGACGAUCUCCGGUGGCCCAAUCGGCUCCCGAAACACGUCCUGGAGCGGUUUUCCAAACAAAUCCAGAGCCGACAAGAGGAGCUCCUUCCGGCUUUGUUUCAGAGACAAAUGCGUCUCAGCGACAACCUACGAAUCCACUUCAGGCGUCCGCCGGCGUCCGACACCAAUCACGAUCUGAUGUUCGCUUCCAAACAGAUUCAAAACUCGGCGCUGAAGGAGGUCGGCGGAUCGUCGGACAUUGACGCGCCGCUCUGGGGGAAAGCCCGAUCGUUUAAUCCGGACCACCGGAAACAAUCCUACCAAGGAGACGUCCGCGAGAUCAACAGGUUUAAAAGAGCUUCGCUUCAGGACGAAAAACCUCUCGUGGCGAAGUUCUACGGCGCCACCGUCAACCUGGACGAGUCCCAGAGCUGGAGAGAUCCCAGAUCCUCCAGACAGAGCAGACUUCUGCCGGGUCGGGAAGAGCUGGAGCCGGAGCGGAUCAAACCUCGCUCGUCGGGGCUCUCGGGACUGGGGACGCGGCUCCUGCGCAGGUUCACGGCUCCCGAGUUCCUGAGGCACAGAGACUGUCCGAGCGGGAAAGGGAAGAUCUCUCGCUCCGAAACCUUCCCGUUCACACACACGCACGUGAGAGUGAACAGCCAGCCCAGCGUGGACGGCAUCAGCGCGGUGAGGUGCGAGUUCGAGAGUAGUUCAGCUCUUAAAUGAGGACGACUGCAGCACUGAAAGACCUGGGAAAUGAAAUCAAACUCUCACUGAGACCACUGGUCUUAUUAACAUUCUUAAAUCAUGUUUACUCUUUGAAAUCAGUUUAUUUUUCAGAUCCCCUCACUUUAAUAUUAACUGACACAGUAUUUUUGUUAAUCCUUGUUAAUGUUAGUUAUUAAAAAUCCAGCUGUUUGUUUGUGUUAGUUCAUGCUUUUGAUAACGUAUUAGUAUGUUGAAAUAUAAAGUCAGAUUAAUAGAAGUAGAAAUGAAGAGUUCAGAUGCAAAAGCCUCUACAUUUUCUUCUAAAAU